Vanessa tameamea is the source of this 9042-nucleotide messenger RNA. It is a transcript of the gene Ca-alpha1T, whose product is annotated as voltage-dependent T-type calcium channel subunit alpha-1G-like. The record is from RefSeq and is a predicted model, not a curated record. Gene Ontology annotation, molecular function: low voltage-gated calcium channel activity; voltage-gated sodium channel activity. NCBI's taxonomy places the organism in Eukaryota, Metazoa, Arthropoda, Insecta, Lepidoptera, Nymphalidae. Bases 176 to 7057 code for a protein of 2293 amino acids. Gene Ontology annotation, biological process: calcium ion import; membrane depolarization during action potential; calcium ion transmembrane transport. Gene Ontology annotation, cellular component: plasma membrane; voltage-gated sodium channel complex; neuron projection. The transcript has 35 exons.
UAAAUCUUCACAUUCCAAAAUCAUGGAGCUCUCUUCUCACUCCCUGGUAGAACAGUGUACGCACUCUUUACCAAUUCAAAGCGACACCUAUCUAUACAGUUGAAGGUCUUCCGAAGAUGGUGAAAUAAUAGUGUAGUGUAGAAUAAGUGAUAAAAUGAGCUUAUAAGUUAAGUGAAUGUCGGGAGAACGGGAGAUGCCUUACUACGGGUACCACGAGGGUGGGUCGGACUCGAGUGGGGGGUGUUCAGAUUCUGAAGGGGGGGAAUCGGACUCAGAGGGUGGAUUGAGCACGGAGAGUACGGUGGGCCAAGGCCUACCCUUUCCCGGCUUUACUCCAGUAGCCCUCAGGUAUUUGACACAGGACACGCGGCCUAGAAGUUGGUGUCUCAAACUCAUCACAAAUCCAUGGUUCGAAAGAAUAUCGAUGCUGGUGAUAUUGCUGAACUGCGUCACACUGGGUAUGUAUCAGCCCUGCGUUGAUGACCAAUGCAUCACCAACAGAUGUAAAAUUCUACAGGUUUUCGAUGACAUAAUAUUCGCAUUUUUCACCCUUGAGAUGACAAUUAAAAUGGUAGCGAUGGGUGUUUACGGGCACGGCACGUACCUUGCCGACUCAUGGAAUAGAUUAGAUUUCUUUAUUGUUAUGGCUGGGGCUCUAGAAUACGCUUUGAACGUGGAGAAUAUUAAUUUAUCGGCCAUCAGGACUAUAAGGGUGCUCAGACCAUUGAGGGCUAUCAACAGGAUACCUAGCAUGCGUAUCUUGGUGAUGCUUCUUCUGGAUACUUUACCAAUGUUAGGAAAUGUACUUCUGUUAUGUUUCUUCGUUUUCUUCAUAUUCGGAAUUGUUGGCGUUCAGCUCUGGGAAGGCAUCUUGAGGCAGCGAUGCGAACUUGUCCUACCGCCGAACGUACUACGACCUAACAUCUCGUUUCACUACGAGUUCUCGAAAGAGUUAGACUACAUAUGCACAACGCCGGAAGACAGUGGAAUGCACCUGUGCGGAGACUUCCCACCGUAUCGAUAUGGACCUCUCGUUUGCAAUGAGUCUGCGAGACCAUUUUCUUACAACCAUCCGACCAAUAGUUCUUGCGUUAAUUGGAAUCAAUACUAUACGAACUGUACCCAAAGAGGCUCGAAUCCUUUUCAAGGCACAAUAUCCUUUGACAAUAUUGGUCUCGCUUGGGUUGCCAUAUUUUUGGUCAUAUCUUUAGAAGGUUGGACGGACAUCAUGUACUAUGUUCAAGAUGCUCAUAGUUUUUGGGACUGGAUAUAUUUUGUUCUUCUUAUUGUGAUUGGAUCAUUUUUCAUGAUAAAUCUUUGCUUAGUCGUAAUAGCGACUCAGUUCAGUGAAACAAAAAAACGUGAAAUGGAAAGAAUGCGAGCUGAGCGUGCGCGCUUUACAUCUUCAUCAACGCUAGCUUCGUCGACUAACAAUAGUGAGCCGGCUACUUGCUACGCUGAAAUUGUCAAGUAUGUCGCGCACUUGUGGAGAAGGUUCAAAAGGCGGAUGGCGAAAAAAAUCAGGGUAUAUAAAUAUCAACGAGCUCAAUUACAAUGGCGAACAAGUCGAGAAACACUUCAAUUACCAUCAAAUCGUCCGAAACAGCAUCAUCCUUGCUGUCCUCGUGUACAUCCACAGGGUAAUGGAAAAGGUGUUGAUGAAGCCGGGGACGAACCACUUAGCAGAUCGAGCUUAUUACGAGUGCCUUCGCUCUCUGCCGCAGAUCUUGAGAAUGCAUCAAAUCUAUCACUCUUAUCGCCUCCGUCCCUUGCUCGAAGACGAUCUUCAGUAAUGUUCAGCGACACAGUUCUUCUACAUGUGCCGAACGCACAAAAUUUGGCUCAUCCCCAUAAUGUUUGCUCAUCUGAGAAAAUGACACAAACUGAUUCAUUGUGUCAACGUGACUGGCUUAAGUGCCAAAGUGAGUUCGACCUGCCAGCAGGAGAGACUGCAGAAGAACGCGCUGCUGCAGGUGGAACCAUGUCAUGUCAAGAACUACUAGCAUUAUCUGGAGCUUUAUCAGCCGCCUUACCGACUGGGCAAGUCGCUUUAGAUUCAUUCUUCGAAGAAUUGACGAAAGGAAUCAGCAAACGAGCUGGUGAAGACAAAUUGGACGCGAAGAUUGUAGAAAUAGAUGAUUUUUCAUGUUGUGCUGAACUAAUAGCAGCUGAAGCAGCAGCGGCUGAAAAGAAGAAAGGUCGACUUAUCAAUGCUUGUGUAAGAUUAUGGCGGUUGAUAAUGAAACGGUUUUCGGAUAUACGAAAACAUAUUAAACAAAUUGUAAAUCAUAAAUAUUUUCAACAAGGCAUUUUGUUGGCAAUUUUAAUAAACACAUUAUCCAUGGGAAUUGAAUAUCAUAACCAACCAGAAGAAUUAACCGUUAUAGUUGAAUAUAGCAACAUUGUGUUCUCUGCUAUAUUCGCAGUAGAGAUGCUUCUUAAAAUUAUUGCUGAAGGACCUUUUAAGUAUAUAUCAAAUGGAUUCAAUGUGUUUGACGGUGUUAUUGUGAUCUUAAGUGCAUUUGAACUAGCACAAAGUAUGGGUAACGAACAUGAUUUAGCUGGAAGUUCAGGACUAUCGGUGCUAAGAACAUUUCGACUCUUGCGCAUUUUAAAGUUAGUGCGCUUUAUGCCUAAUCUUAGACGACAACUAUUUGUCAUGUUGCGGACAAUGGACAACGUCGCUGUCUUCUUCUCGCUUCUAGUUCUAUUCAUUUUUAUAUUCAGUAUUCUCGGCAUGUAUCUAUUCGGUGGUAAGUUUUGCAAGUUCGUCGAAGAUAACGGAUCCGAACGGGACUGUACCUGCCCAGAGAUCGUCUCGCAUCAUCCCAAGUGUGAGUGCGACAGGAAACAUUUUAAUAAUAUUCUCUGGGCAACUGUCACCGUAUUCCAGGUAUUAACGCAGGAGGAUUGGAAUGUUGUAUUAUUUAACGGUAUGGAAAAAACCAGUCAUUGGGCUGCGUUGUACUUUGUAGCUUUGAUGACUUUCGGCAACUACGUUUUAUUCAACUUACUCGUAGCUAUUCUCGUAGAGGGUUUCAGCUCGGAGAGAAAUGAAAGAAGGGAACGCGAGCAACGCGAAUUGGCUAAAUCGAAAUUGUCUAGCGAAUGUUUUUCUGACAACAACGAAUUACAAUACGAUGAAUCCAAUUCAGGAUCUCACUCCAGUGACAGUUUUUCCCAGAACGAAAUAAAGAAUUACUGGAAAUCAGCAGACGAUGUGAGGAAAGCGAAGGACGACGUAAACGGUCACAAAGAUAAGACCGUAAAAGUUCGACGUAAAACUAAAGCAUCUGCUCAUCAUCCAUCUCUAUGUAAAGAUUGUGCGCAAUCCAAUAAGUGUAACAUUCAAAAGGAAUCAAAAAUGUUAGCCAAUACUGAGAACAGCACAGUUGUACCAAUGAUUACUCAUACGGCGGCUACACCACAAGAUUCACCAUCAACAACCUUGGAACCCGGAACGACAUUUAGAGACUUUAAAGUAGCUUUGACACUAGAAAGAUCAACAAUGCUGUCGAGCUUAGAUUCUAUUGACCGGAGUUCUUGUACCAGCAUACCAGGUUUAUUAAAACCACCAAAUAGUUACACUCUGACACUUCAUUCUGCAGCUGCUCAGUUAGGUGCUGAAAAAGCCAGACUUCCUCCAAUGUCUCUUGCUCCGCCACCCUUGUCCCUCGCUCCUCCACCAUCCAGAUCUACAUCGCCCGCGUCCACUCCAACCACACCAAGAUCCGUACCUUCUCCGAUGCUCCCAGAAAAAAACCUGCAAGUGACUAUUGCUAAAGACGAUAAUUGUCUGAACGUGAGUGACAAGUCGAGUCUGCUGAGUUCACAAAAAAGUCUCGCUGUAACUACUCCAACUAUAAACGGAGAUGACAAAUGCAGAGUACAGCGGGGAUACAGCUGGCGUCUAUCGAGACCAAGCUUGCGACGCAAAAAGCAAAGAACAGGAUCCGAUUCAGACGCUGUUAUCCUAAAUAAUGGCCGUGACCACACAGCUUGCAAUGGUUCAAAUUUACGAAAGAACGAACUACUUCUGUCUUCUACUAUGGUAAUCAAGAAUGACACGCAAUCAGAGUUUCCGAAUAACCGAUCCAAAGCACAGCUACCGGCUCCAAGAGUUCUUGCGCCGCCAGCGAGAAGAGUUUCAGCUCAUACUACUCCAAUACUACCAGAUGUAUCAUGGAAAGCACCAGAAGCUGGAUUUUCAUCAGACUCAACAGUGAGACUAGACACCGUUAAAGCUCCACCACAUAGAUUAUCCCUCACAAAUGAUUAUUUAACAGUGACCACCGUAUCAGAAGUAAAGGCUAGUAACUUAACGCCGACAACACCACAACUCACUCAGAUUCCACCGCGACCACGAAACGACUCGUUACGACCAAAUAAUCAAGCAUUGCCAUUGAUAAAGCAAAUCAACGAAGAUGUCACAAUAAACAACAACAUUUGUAUUUUCUCAUCGAGAUUCGAUCGACGGCAGUUUAGAUUUAAGGACCUUUUUCGAUUUAUGGAGCCGACGGGGUGUCUUAAGGAAAAAGAGGAUUAUUCUCUUUACAUAUUUGCUCCAAAUAAUAAGAUACGAAGAUUAUGUACGUGGAUGGUUACGAGAAGUUGGUUCGACAAUAUAGUGCUAUUGUUCAUAGCUUUAAACUGCAUCACACUAGCCAUGGAGCGACCUAACAUUCCUCCUGAUUCUAAAGAAAGGUCCUUCCUUUCAAGUGCUAAUUACGUUUUCACCGUUGUAUUUGCGGUCGAAAUGUUUAUUAAGGUGGUGGCAUCUGGAAUGUUCUACGGAUCGGAAGCAUAUUUCACUUCAGGAUGGAACAUAAUGGAUGGGUCGCUCGUCAUUAUAUCUAUUAUUGAUCUAUUGAUGUCUUUAGUAUCUGAAUCUAGUCCGAGAAUAUUUGGAAUUUUAAGGGUAUUUAGAUUAUUAAGAUCAUUGAGGCCUUUAAGAGUAAUAAACAGAGCCCCUGGUUUGAAAUUAGUGGUUCAAACAUUGUUAUCAUCACUGAGACCCAUCGGGAAUAUUGUACUUAUAUGUUGUACGUUUUUUAUAAUUUUCGGUAUACUGGGAGUGCAGUUAUUCAAAGGAGCGUUCUUUUAUUGCGAAGGCGCGAAUAUAAAAACUGUAAGGAAUAAAUCCGACUGUCUAGCGAUAGACGGCAACGUUUGGGUAAACAGGAAGUAUAACUUCGACGAUUUGGGUAAAGCUCUGAUGUCACUGUUUGUCCUUAGUUCGAGAGAUGGUUGGGUUAAUAUUAUGUAUACGGGUCUCGACGCUGUAGGAGUUGAUCAACAGCCGAUAAUAAAUUAUUCGGAAUGGCGACUUCUUUACUUUAUCGCAUUUAUACUACUGGUGGGUUUUUUCGUACUGAACAUGUUUGUGGGAGUCGUUGUGGAGAACUUUCAUCGAUGCAGAGAAGAACAGGAGAAGGAAGAGAGAGUGAGACGGGCUGCUAAACGAGCUCUGCAAAUGGAGAAGAAAAGACGAAAAAUGCAUCAACGACCUUACUAUUCGGAUUACUCCCAAUACCGUCUCUUUGUACAUAACGUUGUCACUUCCAAGUACUUCGACUUAGCCAUUGCAGGUGUUAUCGGUCUCAAUGUCGUCACCAUGGCUAUCGAAUACUAUAGAAUGCCACCAGCUUUGCAAUACGCAUUGAAGAUAUUUAAUUAUUUCUUUACGGCCGUUUUCAUACUUGAAGCAGCUAUGAAACUUGUAGCGCUCGGUUUCAAAAUUUACCUAAAAGAUAAAUGGAACCAACUUGAUGUUAUAAUUGUUAUACUAUCAAUUGUGGGGAUAGUUUUAGAAGAACUGGAAACGAAUAUAAUACCAAUAAAUCCAACAAUAAUGAGGGUCAUGCGAGUGUUGAGGAUUGCGAGAGUGUUAAAAUUAUUGAAGAUGGCAAAGGGAAUAAGGGCGCUGCUAGAUACGGUCAUGCAGGCGUUGCCGCAAGUCGGAAAUCUGGGACUGUUAUUUUUUCUUUUAUUCUUCAUAUUCGCGGCCUUGGGUGUCGAAUUGUUCGGCAGGCUCGAAUGUUCGGAUGAGAUUCCUUGUCAAGGUCUUGGAGAACACGCCCAUUUCGCUAACUUUGGAAUGGCGUUUCUCACAUUGUUCCGGGUAGCGACAGGUGACAACUGGAACGGCAUUAUGAAGGAUACUCUACGGGAGGACUGCGACAGCUCCGUAGAUUGCGUGAGGAACUGUUGCGUGUCAACUAUUAUUGCGCCGAUAUUUUUCGUCGUAUUCGUCCUCAUGGCACAAUUUGUCCUCGUCAACGUUGUAGUCGCCGUCCUCAUGAAACACCUAGAAGAAUCCCAUAAGCAAAUGGAAGACGAAAUCGAUAUGGACGUCGAACUGGAACGCGAACUGGAACGAGAAGCUGACGACGAAGAGGAUAGAGCGUUGUGUCGCGCACUCGAAGAAUGUACUUCACCACCUCGGCCUUUAAAUAAGGUACCCUCCCUUCCGGCAAAUUUCACUUAUAGUGAGCCAAAGCAACAGCCGAUACUCUCACCCGCACGCAGACGACGCACACUACACUCGCACCAUGCUUUACUACCAGCGGCUGUACCGCAAAGACGAGCCUCCCUCUCGCCUCAUGCAUUCGGACGACGUCGACAGGACUCCGCUGAGACUCCAGCCGCACUUUAUGAGGAGGACGCUCGUUUCAUCGAUGCGGACGAUGUCGACGAACUCGAACCAGGAAGUCCGCCACGAAGAGAUUCAUUCGCACAGAACAGAAGACAGCGAGCUGACAAGAGAAACUCACUCCGUGGCGAGGAGACGAGGCUAUUGCGACCAGCUCCAGUUCUGCUCGCGGUCCCCACGACCAGGCAGAGCAUUCGACGAGGUAAUUCUAAGCGAAGGUUAUCCACGGAAUCAGGUGCGCCGAACGAUAUAUCGCGUGCAUCCUGUACUUCACCACAGCUUUCCCCUGAUGAUCCGCCAAUAACUGAAGAGGAGGAAAUCAGGAUCGUCAUAGCAGAAAGACGGAAGAUCGAUUCAGUUAGGCCGGAGUUGGAGGACGUGGAGCUGUCGGAGCGUGGCUCCUAGUCCAGGCGGGGCCGGCCGCAGCAACACCACGAGGUCUACAUCUGAAUCAACCUAGAUCGGGAUUCUAGGUGUGGACCUCUUCCCUCUCCAUAUGACUACCCCGCCUUCCUUCCGCGAGUGUGAUGGAUCGUUCAAAGUUUGGACUCGGUUGUAAAGUGACAGUGAACGAUAUUAAUAAAAUUUGGUGACUUUUUCAAGGAUGAACUAAACUAUAAUCACUUUUUUUACCGAUUGAGUGUGUGUUCGUUUUGUUGUUUGGACCUGUUCUAUUCAUUUUCGUCUGAUCUAUUCCAAAAUCCUUUAUUUUCCACUGCGGCCGGUUCGAUGAUUUGAUCGAGAGACUUUAAUAAAUGUAAGAUUUAAUUUUUAACUUAGUUAGGUAGCCGUUAGAACUAGUCAAUUUUGUGGUGGUGGGAUGUUUUCUACGAGUGCUAAUACUUCAUAACUUGUUUUAGUAAUUUAUUCGUACGGUGCUUGCUGUUAAUGUUUGAUUCGUUGUGUAAAUUUUACUUUAGGACUUUGUAAAUCCUCAACGAAUAAUCUGUUUGCGUGUGAUAAUGUUUAGUUUCAGUUGAUGUUUGUAGUUAUGUUUUAGGUGUCGAAUGUUAGGUUUAGUUUAAAUUUUAAGUACGGGUUUCGAAUCAUUGAAAUUUAGAGCUAUAUAAGUUAACGGUUUGAAAAGCCUAUUAAAAUGUUGUUUUACGUGUUAAUAUUUAGUUUUUACUAUACCAACAUGUAGUAAAGGACUGUUUAGACUCGUAGUGAACUAUAUCUAGUUAAAUCUAUGUCAAUCUAUUAGUAUUAAAAACAGAACCAAAAGUUCGCGAAUUGAGUAAUCUCUUUUAAGACAAAAAUAAUAUUUUCUGAAUAUAAAUGAAUCCUAUUUUCAUACAAAAACAUGUACUUAUUUAGAUUUAAACUGGCAAUACGCACAUGUUAGGACGUAGAAUUACAUUUGAAUUGUAAAAUACAAUUGCAACAAAGCAGAUACAACAUAAAACGAUUUCAUGAACCACUUGUCGAAUUCAGUAGGUUUGAAUAAUCCUAGUGUUUGAAUGUAGUGAUGUAUUUUAAUAGCGGUGCCAAAUUUACAGAUGUUUUAUUUAUUUACAUAUUAAAUUUAUUUACAUAUUAUUAUAUUAUAUUGUGUAUUGUCUUUGAAAUUCUAUUUACUCUAUGCUCAGUAUCAGAUUUUAAGUAAAUUCGAAAGACACCACCCGUGUUUCUUCUUAAUGUAUGUUAUUUUAUUAUAACGUGUGUAGUUCGUUAUGAAAGAUGUCAUUAGUUAGGGAAGUCAGCAAUAAAUUUUAUACUUCGACUGUGCCUUUCCUAUUUCUAAUAUAUUAGCUUGUGAAUCGAUGAUAGACUCAAACUUGAUGUAUAUUGUAGUUCUAACAAAUUAUAUAAACAAAUGUUACAUUUCUUUAAACAUUUCACUUUGUACUUCAAAUAUUACUUCCAAACAGAUUCUAUCAUUCCAAAUUUUCUUAUAUAUUUCAGCACUUUCCUUAUGAGUUUCGUACUUAAAGGUUUUUAUAUUAUUCUUUUGUACUAAUUACGGAAAAUUCAACUAUUGCAUUUUUGUAUCGCAUUGUUCUUGCUUUUAUUUUUCUUUGUAUUUUUUACUUUUUUCUUUACAUAAUAUUGUCUUCCACAAUCCUUUUAUACACAGUAUUUUCAGAUACAAUUGAAUAAUCAUUCUUAAUGAAACUGUAGGUUUUUCCAUUAAAACAACAUAAAAAAAAAAAAAAUCAUGUAAAAUGAAUUGAUUAAAUGGAAUUUAGUAAAAUUAAGAAUAGUAUUUUCGUGAUAAAAGCAAAUUUCGUGAUAAAAUGUUUAAUUGUUUUUUCGGUACUGACUGUAUAAUAAGUUUAAGAGGUAUGAACAAUGUUCAUUAGUUGAGUACACCUGUUACAUUUAGCUGGUGAUCUGUCGAGUUAUGGAAGUUACGAAAUGUUAGGUUGAAAAAUAAAUUUGAAAAAUCU